This is a messenger RNA of Calidris pugnax (ruff), 550 nucleotides long. RefSeq names its product iron-sulfur cluster assembly enzyme (gene ISCU). Gene Ontology annotation, biological process: iron-sulfur cluster assembly; intracellular iron ion homeostasis. The record is from RefSeq and is a predicted model, not a curated record. NCBI's taxonomy places the organism in Eukaryota, Metazoa, Chordata, Aves, Charadriiformes, Scolopacidae. Bases 75 to 533 code for a protein of 152 amino acids. Gene Ontology annotation, molecular function: ferrous iron binding; 2 iron, 2 sulfur cluster binding. The transcript is spliced from 4 exons. Gene Ontology annotation, cellular component: mitochondrial matrix; cytoplasm.
CGCGAGGGGUGGGGCCUCCCCGCCCGAGGCUAUAAAAGGGCGGCGCGGGGUCGCCCGCCCCCGCCAGGCUCAAGAUGGCGGCGCUGAGGGCGGCGGGGGCGGCGCUGCUGCGGCCCGGGCGCGGGGAGGCGGCGGCCAGGCUGGGCUACCAUAAGAAGGUGGUGGAUCACUACGAGAACCCGCGCAAUGUCGGCUCCCUGGACCGUAACGCCAAGAACGUGGGCACCGGCCUGGUGGGUGCCCCGGCCUGCGGGGACGUCAUGAAGCUGCAGGUGGAAGUGGACGAGAACGGGAGGAUCGUGGAUGCCCGUUUCAAAACCUUCGGCUGCGGGUCGGCGAUCGCGUCCAGUUCUCUGGCGACGGAGUGGGUCAAAGGGAAAACGGUUGACGAAGCGUUGAAAAUCAAGAACACGGAUAUCGCUAAAGAGCUCUGCCUUCCGCCGGUCAAACUGCACUGCUCCAGUAAGUACAGGACCAAACGGGGAAAGCUCAAACACAAACACCAGUGGGAGAAGGGGAACUUCUGGGAAUAGCGCAGAUGCUUCUGAAU